AUGCAGCGUAUGCCCCAAUUUCAGACAGAGAAGAAGCCUGUGUCGCCCCUAGGAGACUGUCCCUGACAGUGUCCUGGAGGCCAAGCAGAGCAGAAGAGAGAAGACUUGCUACUGGGAAAAAAAGGGUAAGUAAACAUUAUUUUUAUUUGGAGGGGGCACCUGGCAUCUAGAGAGGUAAAAUAAUACUCCAAAAGUGAACAUUGUCUUUGGUGUGUAUCUCAGGUGUAUGUAUAUUAUAUUAAUAUCUGUGUAUGUAUUAUAAACAUAAAAAAAAUACAUAUCUACAUGGUUAUACUAGAUACACAUAUACACAAACUCACUGGCACACAUGCUAGCACACAAACACUCUGUGGUGCAAACAUAGUUCGGAUAGCGGGAAAAGCCAUUAUAUAGCCUAAGUAAACUAUGGCAAAGCGUGGAAAAAUGUCCCAUGUUUUGCAAUAGGUGUGCUCUGAUUGAUUGGCUUGUAAGCUAACCAACAGUGUUCUGACUGACAAGUCUGAAAAAAACGGCUUUCCCCACCAUCAGAGCUCAGUCUGUGGCGAGCUCACUAUGGAUAAAGAAAGAUCAAUUUUAUUGCGCCACAUUUUGUUUCUUGCCAUCAGGCCUUUUUUAUAUUAUUUUAUUUGAAAUAGUUGCGUUCAAAAUUUUUAUUUGCCUUGUUUUGGGCUGAAGACAAAAAUAAUUAGAAGAAAGAGGACUGCUGGUGAUAAGUAGUGAUCCUCUAGGUGUUAAAUCCUGACUUCCUAUGGCCUAGACCUGAUCCAACUCUUCAUUCAGGCAAUUAGGGGCUAAGGUGUUUAACUUAAAGAUCAAUUUGGGUUCAGCUCUUGAAAGAGCUCUUUUUUCUCAUCACCCUUUCUGUGUCUUCUCUUUAUUUCUGCUAGGGUACAAGUACCACCAGUGGCUAAACAGAAGCAGAUAUUUAAAGUUGUAAAAAUGUUAGGAACACAAAAUAUCAAUAAUAAUAUUAAAAGCACAGUAAAAACUGUUGCCUGCAAUAAAAAUUGAGUAGUCUGGUACCAGGGGUAGAGGGAGUGAUAGUACAGAGAUCAAAUAUACAUAAAUAUCCAUAGAUUAGAUUUCUAGCUCAAGACUGGAAAUAAAGGAGGUCACCAAUCCUCUCUAGAGAAAUAGAUAUAGGUAUGUCAUUAGUAAAAAUGAUAGGAUAUUCCAGGAGCUAGUUAAAUUGCAGCAAUAGAAAAUUCAAUAGAUAAACUGUAACUAGUUAUUAAAAGUAGAUAAAUAUAUAUAAAACAAACUUUAUAAAGUUCCAAAUUGUUCAUAUAGAAAGUCUUGUGAUGGAAAUGAAUAAGUCAAUUAUAAAAUGGAAGAAUUAAAAUCUUCCAUUUUAUAAUUGACUUAUUCAUUUCCAUCACAAGACUUUCUAUAUGAACAAUUUGGAACUUUGUAAAGUUUUUUUUUAUAUAUAUUUAUUAUUGUGGGAGCACUUUAUUCAUAUCUCUGUGAUUUACCAAUAUAUUUUUUAUGUACCUCUUACUUUAGUAUGAUCCUACAUGCUGCUUCACUAUACUUGAUACUUUUUGGGAAGUUUGUACUAGUAUCUUUGUGGUCAGAAAUAUGAGAGGUUUUUUUAAACAUUGUAUUAUCUUAUUUUGAUAUACAUGUGGUCCUUGUUUUGCGACCUACCUGUUUUACUACGGCUCAAUGCGAGCCGUCAUCGGGAUUCCCUGCUCUGGUGCGUUCGUCUAUGUUCGGGGAAACUUCCCCGAACAUAGACAAACUCACUAGAGCAGGGAAUCCUUCUAAUCUAUGUUCGGUGAACUUUCCCCUCACUUACCGACCAUGUCGUAGGAUCAGAACCCGGUCGGUAAAUGAGGAGUGUCUGUAUUUAGUUUGAGUUCUAGAGAUAGACCAGCUGUUAUUAAACCUAUGUUCAUUGUUGGAAUUUGAUUCCUGAGUAGAUUUUUUUAUAUAAAGUUUGUUUAAACUAAAUCAAGUGUAUUUUUAUACUUCUAUUUAUAUAUAUAUAUAUAUAUAUAUAUAUAUAUUUUUUUGUGGAGUUUUUCAGGUUUGAAUUUCAGAUAUCAAGUCGCUUUUCACAUAUAUGUUGCUGCUCAGAAUUUAUAGAAUUGUAGUUCUCCUUUUACUGUAUUAAUCUUUAAUAAUAACUCUGCAAAUUCAUAUACUAUUUUAAUAUAAUUUCUAGGCUUUGGCAUGCAUCAAAUGGGCAUUACAUUGGAUAUUUUGGACAGCCAAGGGUAUUACAGCUGUCACAUUCUGCUAAAGUUUUUCUCCCUGCUGAUAUUACCGAGAAGCCUGAAGACUCAAGAAUUGAAUCUGAUAACUUGACUAAGUAAGAAAUGAAAGUAAAUAGACAUUACAAUAUACAGUAGCACACAAACAGUUAUGAAUAGCAUAGCUUUUUAAAUUGUGAAAACAGAUAUACAAUAGUACCUAAAAAUGAAACAAAUAUAAGAAAUAAUAAACAAUAUACUGCAUGGUGGGUGGAUAAUAAUAAUAAUAAAAAGCAUAGCUAAUGUCACCCAUCAUCCUCCAUACAGUGAGCAGGGUAGAGGGAACAAUAAACUACAAGGUCACUAGGUUCCCCUUAAGGUCUACAAAGCCUAGGCCCCCUUAUAAACAGUAUCUAUGUCUCCAUGCAGUGGGUGAUUUCUACCGGGUCUGCUUCUUUUGAAUGUUUGAUUAAUUAAUUCAUAGUUUGUGUGGAAAUUAAAGGGACCCUAUGGGUACCAAAACAACUUUAGCUUAAUAAAGCAGUUUUGGUGUAUAGAUCAUGCCCAUGUAGUUUCAUUCUUCAAUUCUAUGCCAUUUAUGAGUUAAAUCACUUUAUUUAUGCAGCCCUAGUCACACCUCCCCUCAUGUGACUUGCACAGCCUUCCAAAACAUUUCCUGUAAGGUGAUAUCUAAUGUGUAUACAUCCUGUACAGCAGAUAUUGUUUAAUUUAGAAUUUCUUAUAUCUCUGCUUAUAGCCUUCUAUACUCUGCAUGAGCCUCCUCUGUGUGAUUAAAGUUUAAUUUACAGAGCAAAAGAUAAAAAAACUUAACAAAUUAACAUCUGAUUAAAAAUCAAAUAUUUUUUUUUCAUGCAGGCUGUGUGAGUAACAGCAAGGGGAGGUGUAGCUGUGGCUGCUUGAACAAUUUAACUCCUAAAUGGUAGAAAAUUGAGUAGGAAGACUGCAUGUUCCAUACAACCAAACAGCUUCAUUAAGCCAAAAUUGUUUUGCUGCCCAUAGUAACCUAAUAAGCCCUGUUAGUUGACUAUUUGUUUGUGUUGGACAGUGCAAAGGUAACUGGCUAAAUAGAGUAUUCCACUGGCAAUGACAUAUAAACCACUUAUCUCAAUUACUUUCAAUAUGGUUGCUUAUAUGGCAUAAUAGUAUUUCCUUUAUUUUCUUGGCAACCUUUAAUGUCGGACAUGCAUUUUAGCAAACUAGUCAUUAUUAAAACUUUUUUCAAAUGUAACAUUUUCUUUUAAUUGCUUUCCAUGUAUAUUUCAGAUUUGGAAGCGGGACUCUAAACAAAAGUCUUUCUUUGGAUGUCGGUUUAUUUAAAUACUUAUCAUCUCUUAAGGUAUGCAGCAUUUUUUUUUGUUUUAUGUAAGAUUAAUACGCAUAUUACUGUAAUUUGUUUUUCAAAGUAAAUUUCAUUAUUUUCAUACAUCUGUUUUUCAGAUGUCCAAAAAACGCGUUUUGAAGAAUUCAGAAACUGUGCUAGAGCUAGCAGAUAUCUUCACCCCUUUAACAAUGCUGAAGCAAUUACAGCUCCCAGUCACAAAAGCCCUUUGUCAGGGUACACUGCUUUCUCCUCGAAGCUCCCUCCAGUAA
Pelobates cultripes (western spadefoot toad) is the source of this 3809-nucleotide messenger RNA. NCBI's taxonomy places the organism in Eukaryota, Metazoa, Chordata, Amphibia, Anura, Pelobatidae. The record is from the annotation of a GenBank genome assembly.